Messenger RNA from Cotesia congregata, 444 nucleotides. The record is from the annotation of a GenBank genome assembly. Lineage: Eukaryota; Metazoa; Arthropoda; Insecta; Hymenoptera; Braconidae.
CUUGCUGGUAGAUGGUAUGUUGCAGCUGCUUCACCAGUAAGACAAACAGUAAGCAAAUGCAUCUACUUUGAUGUCAUUGUCAACGGAUCAAAUUCGUUUAAGAUGAACUUUACAUCCGCUAAAUUUUCGAAUUCACGAACUGUUUCUUGGAGCGUAGUCGGACAAAAAACUGAAAACGAACUAAGCGAGUUCUGGCAAAUGAAUGGUUCGCCAAAUAUAUUCGGUCCAUUUUUUCAAAAGAUGCUGGCAAUGGACACCAACAAUUAUUGUGCUAUGAUCAUGUGCACUGAUCAUAAUCCUACCAUGUACAGAGGCUCCUUUGGAAUGGUAUGGUCAAGGACGAAAAGAUUACCGGACGCUGAUUUACUUUCUUUGAAAGAAAAAAUUGCUGAGUAUAUUAACGAAACAGAAAUUAUUGAUGUCACAAAUUCGUGUUGGAUAUGA